Molecule: messenger RNA, 945 nt
Organism: Tetrahymena thermophila SB210
Lineage: Eukaryota; Ciliophora; Oligohymenophorea; Hymenostomatida; Tetrahymenidae
Product: zinc finger C-x8-C-x5-C-x3-H type protein
Exons: 5
Molecular function (GO): mRNA binding; metal ion binding
Source: RefSeq, a predicted model, not a curated record
AUGUCAGCUUAAUCAAAUAUUUAAUAAGAAGCUAAUAACGCUGGUAAUAGCCAAUAGUAGCAAAAUGGCAAACCCGGCAAUUAAUAAGCAAGAAGAAGCAAAAACAACAGUGCUAGCAAUAAUCGUAGGGUAAACCAAAGAGAUAAUAUGCCCUUAAAGGCUCUUAAAGGACCCAAAGGAGUCAACUAAUUAGAUCCAAAUAUCUAGAAUAGCAAUAUUAUGAUGAAUAACAAUGGCAAUAAUAUGAAUCACUUUCACCAUCACAAAAAUAAUUAAAAUGGAAAUUACAAUAACAACAUUAACAACCCUUAGUUCUAUCCCUAAAAUUACUAAAACAAAAAUAACAAAUUUAAUAAUAGAAGAAACAACAAGGUUCAUAAUAACUACGGUAGCUUUGCACCAAUUAACCCUUUUAAAUUUAAUCAACCUUUCGUAAAGCAAGAGAAGAAAGCCUAUAUCGAUUUAAAAAAGACCAAAAUGUGUGCUAACUUCGCAUCUGGUAACUGUUUAAAGGGUGAUUAAUGCUCUUUCGCCCACAGUGAAGCUGAAUUGAAGUAAAAGCCUGAUUUAAAUAAAACUAAGUUAUGUGAAGAAUUCGAAAAGAAUAAGGUAUGCAAUAAUGAAAGUUGUUGUUUUGCUCAUGGAAUCGAUGAUUUAAGACACACUGAUGACUUUUACAAAACAUCUUUGUGCUUUAACUUUAGCAAAGAAGGAAAAUGCGAAAACGGAGAUAAAUGCAGAUAUGCACAUGGUGAAAAUGAAUUGAAGAAAAGAAAUAACCUUGAUUAAAAAGUUACAAGAAAAAGACCAUACAAUAAUGGUAGAAAAAAUAAAUAUGGAAUGAUGAUGAACAACUAAGCCAUGGAUCCUCAACAAUUGAACUUUAUUUUUAUGCUCCAAAAUUUCUCCCAAAAUAUGCAAUAUGCUAAUACUCCAAUGAACUGA